Messenger RNA from Phoenix dactylifera (date palm), 1787 nucleotides. The record is from RefSeq and is a predicted model, not a curated record. NCBI's taxonomy places the organism in Eukaryota, Viridiplantae, Streptophyta, Magnoliopsida, Arecales, Arecaceae.
AGUGCAGACCAAUGCAUGAAUGCUGCUGAUCGCCGUAGGUUUUCUGACUCGGAUACUAACUUCACAGGCAAAUCAGUUUCCGUUAUUCUAAUCAUAUUUUAAUUCUUACGGCAGUACGAAGAAGACAGCUGAAACAAAAAUCCUCCCACUAUAUGACCCACCCUUCUUUGCUUCCGCCUUCAGCUUUUCCCCUCCCUCUUGAGCUCCACCAACCGCGCUACGGUGCUAGUACUAGUACUAGUUCUUUAGUUAUCAUGUCUCACUUUGUCAAGUAAAAUCCGAAAAAAAUAAAGCUGUAGGUUUCUUCCCUCUUUUAUUCUCUUGUUGUCUUUGUCGUUCAAUUUUUUUGAAAAGAAGAAUGUCUCUUGCCCCUUCGCUGUUAAAAUCUCGUUUCUUUCUGUUUUCUUGGUCCUUCCCUCCUCUCUUCUGAUAGGCUAUGGGUUGAGAAAACCUCUCAAAAAUCUCAUCUUGGUGUGAACUUUUUGUGAUAAUUUUUCGUGUUUGUAACUUGCGAAUCAUAGGGUCGAAAGGGCUCGUUCUUUUUGAUAGGUUUGCGAAUCCAUUGAUUGUGAUUUCAGAAUUUCUGCAUUGGAACUCAUCUUGGGCUUAUCUGCUGUUAUGAGAAGUUGGAAAAGGCCUUUCUCAGAACCUAUUUUUGCAAAGGGAGAGAAUCACAGUGACGAUAUAGAGGGAGGGCCGCACCACCCCUUUUCAGAUGAGAGCGAUGAUGGCCUCUGCUUUUCUGAUGCAGAGGACCACUCCUGGCAUUACUCAAUUGGUGCUGGUUCAGCUUAUGAUCAGCAUCAGUUCUCGAGUGCUUCUCAUUUUGAGAUAGAUGGAGUUCCGGAAACAUGCAGGAAAUCUUGCAUCUCAGAUUGUUCGGUCGAGGUUGAUUUGGAGAGUGAGAGUUCCGAGAUUAAGGUAAAUAAAGACAAGGUUGAGAGGGAUUGCAGGAUUUGUCAUCUCAGUUUGGAUAGCGAUGCCCCGGAUUCGGGCAUCCCAAUUGUAUUGGGCUGUUCUUGCAAGGGUGAUUUAGCUGCUGCUCACAAGCAUUGUGCUGAGACAUGGUUUAAAAUUAAAGGAAACAAAACCUGUGAGAUUUGUGGCUCGACUGCACGGAAUGUGGUUGGUACUGGUGAGACUGAGUUCAUUGAGCAGGGGAAUGAAGCAAACAGUGCUCCAGCACCACCUGCACCGCCAUCGGAAACCCGAAGCUUUUGGCGGGGGAAUCGGUUCCUCAACUUCUUGCUUACAUGCGUGGUUUGUGCCCUUGUUAUCUCCUGGCUUUUUCAUUUCAAUAUUCCGGGCUGAAUUCAUUUCCAGUUGCAAGGGUUCCCCAAGUCGUCAUGAGGAAGUUUUCUCUAUUGCUACGAGGAACCCUGACAACAUCACUACACGAAAAAAAAAAAAACAAAGAAGAUUUGAUGACAGAACCAUGAUGCCCGCUAAUAGGGGGGAGAGAUCUGUUGAGUUUGUUGAAGGGCAAGUAAAUAACCAGUUGCCUCGUGUUGGGCGUCAAAGAUCCCUUACUAAGUUCUUUGAGCAGAGGAAAAGAUCAGGCCAACGACCAUGGUUCUGUCUCUCAGGAGUUAGAUUGUUGAUGAGUUUUUCUUCUUUUUUUUUUUCCCUUUUUUCUUUUCCUUGAUAGACCUUUGAUGAACUUUAUUCUGGGUAUUUGUUGAGCAUAACUAUGCUUAAGUUUUCAGUGAUGCCAUUGUUUACCUACGAUCCUUGUCCACUGCUGUACUAGUUGACAAUCUGAGCUUAUAUGUCCUCCCAGCCACCCA